AUGACGGAGUACCUGCCCGAGGACAACCGCACGUACAAGGAGAAGGGCUACUGGGACUCGCGCUUCGACAGCGAGGAGUCGUAUGACUGGCUGGCGCGCUACGAGAACGUGGCGGAGCUUCUGGUCAAGUACGUGCGUCCGUCAGACCGCAUCCUGAUGGUCGGCUGUGGCAACUCGACGUUCAGCAUCGACAUGUACAAAGCGGGUUUCCACAACAUCACAAACAUCGAUUUCUCCAAGGUCGUCAUCGAGCGCAUGAGUGCCAAGUACAGCGAAGAGAUGCCGGAGAUGAAAUGGCUGGAGGCGGACAUGACAAAGCUGCGCGAGGUCUUCAUGCCUAAUAGUUUCGACGUCGUGAUCGACAAGGCCGCCAUGGACGCGCUCAUGUGCGAUGAAGGGGACGUCUGGUCGCCAUCGGAGGCGGUAAUCGAACAGGCCUCCGCCAUGUGCAGUGGCAUUACGUCCGUACUGGUGCCCCAAGGAACCUUCGUGCAGAUCUCGUUCGCGCAGCCUCACUUCCGCAAGCGAUUCCUACUGGGCGAAGGCGAGCAGGCCCCUUCUAGCACAGUCUACGGCUGGGACUACUCCUACCAUAACAUCGAGAUUGGUCUGGGCUACUUUUUCUAUGUGAUGCAGAAGACCAGCAAAAAGUAG
This is a messenger RNA of Phytophthora nicotianae INRA-310, 654 nucleotides long. RefSeq lists its product as hypothetical. Bases 1 to 654 code for a protein of 217 amino acids. NCBI's taxonomy places the organism in Eukaryota, Oomycota, Peronosporomycetes, Peronosporales, Peronosporaceae. The record is from RefSeq and is a predicted model, not a curated record. The transcript has 6 exons.